AUGGCCAAGUCCAAGCUGCCUCGAUCAACACCAGCGGCGCGUGCAGCAGCUGUGCCUCCCCCUAAGCUGGCCGCUGCUGCCCAACAACAGCAGCAACAACAGCAGCAGCAGCAACAACAGCAGCAGCAACAACAGCAGCAACCUCAACAACCAGCAGCGCAACAACCGCCUCAGCCACACGCUCCAUCAUCACCGGCCCCGAUGCAGCAACCCAAAGCGCCCGUUGCUGGCGCAUCCACGCCACCACGAUCUGUAUCGCCUGUCUCCAAUCAUGAUACAGACAAUGCUGCUCUCUCUUCUGCUAAGAAGAAGAAGAAGAAGUCCAAGUCCAAAGCCAAGGACUCUGACUUCAUCGACGACCACGAGUACGAUCUUCGUUCGGCCGCUGCCCUUGGUCAGCGUCCUCGCUCGCCUGCAUCGCUUGCAGCGAGGGCACAGGCUCAGGCACAGCUCUUGGCUGCAGCCAGCGAGCUGUACCGAAGAAUCGAGGGCGACGCUCAAGGGAUCCCAGACGAUGAUGCCUACUGGACGUCUCUGCCUGCUCAUCUCAGAACCUUCAUACGCAACGCCCUCCCGCUUGGUCAGUUCCCACCUGCAGCACAGGCUGCUCUCAACGAGAACGCCAAUGAUCCAGCCAACCGCCACGCAUCGACUCAGGCCAUGAUCGCUGUUGCCCAGCAGCUUGCUCAGGCAGCCCAUGCAUCUCAGCGCCACCUACAGCAGUACCCACCCGGAACUCAUCCGUACCCACCACUGCCCUUUGAUGCGUCCAUCUUUGCCGAUCUCGCUCUUCAUCCUGAUCAGGCACUGCCCCUUCACCCUCACCCGAAUGCUGCUAACAACGUACACCCUGCCUCCAACGGCUCGUACGCUCAGUAUGCGUCGAGUCCAAAUCCGCCUCCUACCCAGCCACCUGGUGGCCCCUUACCAGACCCCGUAGUCCUGUACGACAACUUCGACGAUGAGAUCGAGCGUUACGACGAUGACGGCGAGGAUGGGGCUCAGUACUACGAUGAUGGUGAGCUCGACGAGGACGACGAAGUGCUUGAUGCCCAAGGCGGUCUUCUCCGUGCCCGUGAGCGUGUCUGGAUGCAAGAUGGCUCCGACCACGCCCACGGUCCCAACGGCAUCCUUCAUCCAGAUGGACAGCGUUCUGCGAGCAAGAACAAAAAGAAGAAGAAAAAGAAGAAGAGUGGUGCCGGCGGCGCAGCCGGAAACGGCGACGAACACGCACACGAGAUUGAAGUCACAGUGCCUCCUCCGCCCAAGCCUGUGCCCAACCACCCGCCUCCGACCACCAAUGUUCCUUCGGUUGCUCGCAACUCCAAUCCACCUCCAAGUUCACGAGCCGCAGGCAAGCAGCCCAUGACCUUCAACUCGACGGGCAAGACGCCAGCGAGGCCCGCAAACGGUGUACCACCCUCAUCUAACUCGGGCAAGCGCUCUGUCUCGUCCUCGACGCACGGUCAGCAGCCAGCUGCCCACGCCUCGUCCAACAACGCCAAGAUCUGGUCCACCAGUUCGGCAGAGGAGCGUGAACGCAUCAAAGAGUUCUGGCUCGGCCUUUCGAUGAAGGACAGACAGAAGCUCGUUCAAGUCGAAAAGGAAACUGUGUUGAAAAAGAUGAAGGAGCAACAGAAAUUCCUCUGCAGCUGUGCUGUUUGUGGUCGCAAGCGCUCUGCCAUCGAAGAGGAACUCGAGGUUCUCUACGACGCCUAUUACGAUGAGCUUGAAGAGUACGCCAACCACCAACAGCGAUGGGCGAGCAGCGGUGGCACCAUUCCUCCACCGCCUGGACCAGGCCCUUUCCCUGGAAGCGUAGCGCUCGACGCAUCGGGUGCAGUCAUCGGAGGCGAUCCUCUUACCAGGAACAGGGCAGCCAACGGCGGCCACGUCGGCAGACACACGCAUCCUCACCCGCAUGGUCGCAAGGCACCUCUACAUGCCGAGUCCUCUGACGGUUAUGAUGACGACGGCUUGGACGAUGAUGCCGAGUACGAGGAUGAGGAUGACGAUGCUGAUUACGAUGACGAAGAAGAUGACGUUGAACUAGACAAGGAUCGUGCACGCGACGACUAUCCCAAACGCAGCUCUGUUCCCUCUACACGUCGACGCGGCACCAACGAUGCCAAAGAUCUCUUCGGUCUUGGAAGCAGCCUUACUGUCAAAGGUGGCAUCCUCACUGUUGCCGAUGACAUGCUCAAGAAUGACGGUCGCAAGUUCCUCGAAAUGAUGGAACAGCUCGCUGAGCGAAGGAUGCACCGCGAGGAGCUCACCAACGCCGAGCUUGCUGCCAGCGACGAAGGGGAAGACGAUGUUGAGGGCCCGGACGACGUCGACGUCGAUGACGAGGACGAGGACGAGGACGAGGACGACGAGGAGGAAGACGAGGAAGACGACAUUCUUACCGAAGAGCAACGCAUGGAAGAAGGACGCAAGAUGUUCCAGAUCUUCGCCGCUCGUAUGUUCGAACAGAGAGUCCUCGCCGCCUACCGAGAGCGUGUCGCGCAGGAGCGUCAGCUCCAGCUGCUUCGAGAACUCGAGGAGGAGGACACCAACGAGAAGGCUCGUGAAGCCCGUCGCAUGAAGGAGUCGCAGAAGAAGAAGGACAAGAAGAAGCAGCAACGUGAAGCCAAAGAGGCUGAGAAGAUGCGCAAGGACCAGGAACGAGCUGCUGCUGAGGCUGAGGAGCGUGUCAAGCAGCAAGCACAACGUGACGCUGAGCUCAAGAAGCAGGAAGAGAUCCGUCUCCAGCGAGAAGCCGAGCGGAAAGCCAAGGAAGACGAAAAGGCCAAGAAGGAGGAGGAGCGCCGACGACGCCAGGCCGAAGAACGCGAGCGCGAGAUGGAGCGCGAGCGGAAGCGCCGUGAGAAGGAGGAGAGGGCCCGCCUCGAACGCGAAGCACAGGAGAAAGCCAAGCGCGACCGCGAAGAGGCGCAACGUAAGGCCAGAGAAGAGCAGCAACGAGCACAACGUGAGAAGGCCGAAAAGGAACAAAAGGCCAAGGAAGAGCAAGAGCUCAAAAUCGAUGCUGCCAAGAAGGAGAAGGAGGCUCGAGCCCAGGUUCAGCGCGAGUCCAAGCAGGCUGCAUCAGCUGGUUCACAGGCUCGCGGAUCGGCUGCCGCUCAAGCUGUUCCCAGCUCGCCUUCGACCGGUCCCAAGGCUGUCUCCGCCAAGGCUACCUACGCACCAGCUCAUGGGACACCUGCUCGUGGUGCCAAAAACGGUUCUAUUCCUGGAUCGCCAGCUGUUGCACAAGGCCAGGCUGCCGCUCGUGGUGCCAAUGCGUCGCGUUCUGCCGGUGCCGGUGCUCCCAAAUCUGCUCAGAAUUCGACCUCAGGCAGCGCUGCUACUGGCGCUGCUCCAGCAGUCACUGCUUCUGCUACUGCUGCUCCUUUGACAAGCGGUGUCAUUGCAUCGACUCUGCCCGCUCCUCCUCAGGGAUUGCCUCCUCGCCCCUCAACUGCCGUCCUCACGCCUGCCGGUUCUUCGUCGCAGGGCUCUUCUGUGUCCGUAGCAGCAAACGCAGGAUUGCCGCGACCUCCUGUCAAUGCUGGUUCCGUGUCGGCUGUACCACCAGCGCUUGGCUUCGGCUCGAUCGCGCCCAAUGCAUCUGCCUCUGUCGCAGUACCCGUCUCGAAGGCGCCGGGUGCCAGCAUUUCGCCAAAGCCAACUCAGGGUUUCGCUCAGGCACAAGACAAGCAGCCUUCACCAGUCGGCUUUGGCUCGCCUCGGCCUUCAAGCGGAGCCGCUUACUUGCAGCAGCCUGGUCUUGAGGGGCUUCGCUCGCCUACGCUACCCAACGGUAUGCCCAGCAAUGGCGUCUUUGGCAGCAAGGCCGGUAUGAGCUCGAGUCUCCAAUCUCCAGGCCUUGCUGGCCCUGGACUCGGUGGAAUGGCGAACAACCUCGCCUCCUUCAACCUGAAUGCUGCGCCUUUGUCCUCUUCUGCUCUCAGCAUGGGAAUACCAAUGGUCGGCAGCAAAGCGUCUAUGUCUGGCAUGGAAUCCAGCACUCCCGGCGGCACGCCUCAUGGUCCCUCACACAGCAGCCUUGGUGGCAGCCUGCAGAGCCCGACGCAGACGCCAUUCUCGCCUAUGGGUGGAAGCAACACUGUCGACACCAUGCGAAGUCGCACGGCAUCGUUUGCAGACUCGGACCCGAUGUCGGCCUUCGCGGGUAUGCGGCCCGGUUCGUCGCUCUCCCAGCGCGUCCCCGCCUACCGAUCUGGUGCACCGACCCCCAUUGGUCCCAUUGGCCGGCCAAAGACGCAGGAUGCGAACCAACAGCAUCUGCAUGACGAUCACGCCGGCGCCAUUGGCAACGGUCGAUCCUCGAGCAGUGCCAGUGGGUCCGGGGCUACAAGCCCCAGGCAUCAGGAGGGCAUCCUCGGAAGCUCCGCUCUUGGCGGUGACGACGACAUCAUCGAUCCCAAACCUCGCAGGGUAAGCCACACGAUUCCGAUCGGCGGUGGUGCCAGCGGCAGCAACAUGAGUGCUGGAGGAUCCUUCUUCGGUGGGAUGAGUAGUGCCGGUGCUGUCGGCGGUGGCUUUGGCGUGAGCUCUUCUUCGCCAUGGAGCUCAUUCUCGGGUAGCAACCAGGCCACAUCUGGUCCAUUGUCCCCUAGCUUCAAUGGUGGUGCUCCCGGACCUGGCUCUAUUGGUUCCAGCCUGGCAUCGAGCAAUUUUGGUCUUAAUCAGAGCGCAGGCACAUCCGGAUUGGGCUCCAACCCACCUGGACUGUCGAGCGGUGCUCCAUCAGACCCUUGGGCCCGUGUCUCCGCUAGUUGGGACCGCGCGCGCUAUGCAUUCGAGCAACCUGGUAGCAACAAUGUCGGCGGAUCUAGUGGAGCCAACCCAGCCGGUUUGGGUGGCAUGGGAAGCUCGCUUCAUGGCGGACCUCAGUCGCACCACGGACAUGGACUUGGAGGACAUUCCGGCCAACUUCACCAUCCGAUGGGACUGAACGGAGGACAGGGUAGCGGUAGUGGUCAUGGCAACCUCAACGGCAACGCUAGUAUGAUGGGCGGCUUCAACUUGGGUGCACCUGGCAGUGGUGCUAGGAACCUCUUUGGCGCUCCUGGUAGCAAUGCCUUGCAUCCUGGUGCGAUUGGAUCGGCUCUUUCGCCUACUUCACCCGGCGCACGUCACAUCAGUGGUAGUCACGAGUAG
Messenger RNA from Ustilago hordei, 5169 nucleotides. RefSeq lists its product as uncharacterized. The transcript has a single exon. The record is from RefSeq and is a predicted model, not a curated record. Bases 1 to 5169 code for a protein of 1722 amino acids. Lineage: Eukaryota; Fungi; Basidiomycota; Ustilaginomycetes; Ustilaginales; Ustilaginaceae.